AUGGGGCGGCGUGGGAUGGCCAAGUCGGGGAAGGGCCGGACGAGGUCCUCGCCGCCGGCCACCGCCCUCGCCUCCAAAACCAACACGACCUCAUCCUCAUCCUCCACAAACCCCGAAGAAACCACGUCGCCGUACUUCCUACCGGACCUGAUCCCGUUGAUCGCGAGCCGUCUGACGACCCUUCAGGACUUCUUCGCCCUCCGCGCCACCUGCCGCGCCUACCGGGCUCGCCUCCCGCUGUCGUCGUCCAACCUCGCAUCGCAGGGUCCCCUCCUCCUCGUCGGCCACAAGACCUCUGCCGACGUGAUCUUCAACGUCCCCCUUCGCCGGAUCCUGCGUUUCCGCCUCCCGCACGCCCCCAUAUCCCAUGGAAGGCGCAGCGCCACCUGCUUCCACCGCCUCUUCACCCCCCAAGCCCCCACCCUCACCUGCUUCCAGUCCAUGGGCUGCCGCGUCGCCAUCAGAAGCGUCAGCGCCAGCGCCACCCGCCCUGAGCUCCGCGUCUGCCACCUCCUCACAGGCGAGCGAGCCCGCCUGCCCGAUCUUCCGAACAGAAUUUGUGGUGUUCUCUUUUCCGACGACCUAGUCCUCGCCUUCAUGCCAUGGUACCGCGACAUCUACUACUGCCGCAUUGGGGAUGCUGAGUGGCAAGCGGCACGGUGCGAUGAAGGCUACAAACUUUGCAGUCUGGUGUUCGUGAAAGGCACCCUCUACGCGUUGACUUCUCCAAAUUAUCGUCUUGCUGUUGUCGAGCUUGAGAACAAUUCUGUGGUAUUAUCAUUUCUUGGGGAUGAUCUUACCGCACAGACGGUUCCAAUUAUGGUGGCCUCGCUCGCAGAGUGCCAUGGUGAGAUAUUGCUAAUUAUCCUUGUCAGAAUCGGGUUGUACCAUGUUUUCCAGUGGCAAUCAAGAGACAGGAAGUGGGCGAGCACCGACAGCCUUGGUGGUUGUAGCUUGUUCUUUAAUACGCAUGAGUUUGCAGGUUGCCUUGGUUCAGAUCAUCCGGGAGUUCGAAGAGACUGCUUGUACUUUACUGGAAACUAUGGGAAAUGGAGGGAGUAUUCUUUGGUUGAUAGAUCGUUGCACGAAAUUGUUGUUGACUACCCAGGGCGAGCAGUAGGGAAGGAUUUUGUACCACUGGCGUGGGUCCUUCCAAGCAAUUUUUGA
Hordeum vulgare subsp. vulgare (domesticated barley) is the source of this 1167-nucleotide messenger RNA. RefSeq lists its product as uncharacterized. NCBI's taxonomy places the organism in Eukaryota, Viridiplantae, Streptophyta, Magnoliopsida, Poales, Poaceae. The transcript has a single exon. Bases 1 to 1167 code for a protein of 388 amino acids. The record is from RefSeq and is a predicted model, not a curated record.